CGGAUAAAAUCUGCUCGUGCGGCAGCUUCUUUACUGUAUUCCCAUGGAAAGUAUCAUGAGGCAAGCUCGUUUCUAGAGCGUGCGGUUAACUUGAUGCCAAGUGUCAAUCUCCGAAUCUUAAACCGAGAUGACCAACAACACAUAUUGUCGGAGCUUUCUGGGCUAUCUUCAACUGCUGCUUCUGUUGCCCUGCAGGCUGGGAGAGAACCCUACCACAGUCUUAAGUUGCUAGAGCUUGGUCGUGGAAUAAUUAUGGGCUUUACAAUCGACUCCAGGUCUGAAGUUUCGGAUCUUGAAACCGAUUACCCGCUUGAAUUCACUCAAUUACAGCGCCUUAGGCUUGAGAUUGACUCGCCAAUUGAUGAAACAAAUAGCACAAGUGACGAGACACCUGGCCAAAACCGAAACCGUGCUAUAUCCAGAUGUUGGGAAGCUGUCAAUGAGAUGCAAGCAAUUCUGGCUCGCAUCCGGGCGUUCCCUGGCUAUGCGGGAUUCUUGCUUCCGCCUCCUCGGGAGGAUCUGAUGGAAAUGGCAAUAAAUGGCCCAAUUGUUGUCUUCAACUGCACUUCUUAUAGGAGUGAUGCAAUAAUUGUCACUACCUCUGCUAUAACUUCAUUAGAGCUUCCAGGAUUGAGAUUCGAAGAAACCAGCGAUUGGAUGAGGGAAUUGGCUAGUUUCGGAGGAGGUGGGUUGUUUAAGCGGGGUCAGGACAACAGACGAAUGAAGGAACUCCUCAUAUGGUUAUGGGAUGCAGCUGUGGGGCCCGUUUUUGGCUACCUUGAAAACCGCAAGACCAUUAUUAGUGAGGGCAUUCAGGCCUCCAAUUUGAAUAGGGUAUGGUGGAUUGGUGUGGGACAAUUAAGCAUGGCACCUUUCCAUGCGGCUGGUUACCAUUCGAGAGGCUCAACGCGGAACACUUUAAGUCAUGCCAUUUCAACAUGUAUCCCGACGAUCAAAGCCCUCACCUAUGCACGUCAAACAGAUUUCCGGUUACUCGACGGAUAUGGCGCUUUUUCGGCCGGACACUCUGAGAAAGAAAGAAUUCUCAAAAAACGGAAACCCCGCUUACUCCUCGUUCCCAUGCCAAAAACACCCGGUGCGACAAGUCUACCUGGUGUCGAAAAAGAAGUUCAGCAUAUAUGCCAUUUAGUCGCUCAAAAUUCGAUUGGGGCCAAGGUAUUGAGCAACCCAACUCCCGCCGAAGUCCUGGAGCAAGUUCAAUACAAUGACAUUGUCCAUUUUGCAUGCCACGGAGUGUCUGAUACCAACCCUUCCGAUAGCCACCUAGUUCUGUUCACCCCUGAUGGGGUUGGUGCUGGUAAACUGCGGGUUCGAGAUAUAUCGGACAUGGUCACACAGGAUGCCCAGCUUGCGUAUCUUUCAGCCUGUUCCUCAGCUAGGAACACCUCAGCCAUCUUAGCUGACGAGGUCAUACAUCUAGCUAGCGCAUUUCAACUGGCCGGAUUUAGUCAUACGCUUGCAAACUUGUGGGAAACGGAUGACAAUUCAUGUAGUGAAGUCGCAAGAGACUUCUACAACUUGCUUUUCCAAUAUCAAGAAAUGGGUGAUGGGCAUCUGCGCGUCUCCGCUGCUUUUCACCGGGCCGUGAAGAAAUUUCGGGAGCAA
Messenger RNA from Tuber aestivum (summer truffle), 1626 nucleotides. The record is from the annotation of a GenBank genome assembly. NCBI's taxonomy places the organism in Eukaryota, Fungi, Ascomycota, Pezizomycetes, Pezizales, Tuberaceae.